This is a messenger RNA of Dendronephthya gigantea, 783 nucleotides long. RefSeq lists its product as uncharacterized. Lineage: Eukaryota; Metazoa; Cnidaria; Anthozoa; Malacalcyonacea; Nephtheidae. Bases 331 to 783 code for a protein of 150 amino acids. The transcript is spliced from 2 exons. The record is from RefSeq and is a predicted model, not a curated record.
UAUGUUUUAAACCUCCGAAAAAAAUACCAAAAUAGCCAUCAAAUACGAAAUAAACUGUAGUUGAAAAGAAGUAGAAGAACUGGUGUCGCUUUUCUGACGAGAAAUGGGAAAUAUUUGCUGGAAUUAGGCUUUUUAGAGCGAAUGUUGUGGUUCACAGAUAUGAUAUGAUUGAUAUCUACUAGCUUGUUCUGAGAUCCUUUUUUUGUGGUAGCUUUUAGCUGUCACCGAUGUUUUGGUCUGGGAGAAGUAUGAACAAUAUCAUGAGGUAAUUUUAAAGACAUGCAGGAUCUAGUAUACAGUUGUGUUUGAGCUCAAAAUCUUGUCAAGAAGAUGGAAGAAACGUACCAACAAGCUAUGGAUAACAGAAAUGAAGGAGAGAACCUGCUCCUACGCAAAACUCAAGGAGACCUUCUUCAGAAGCUCAGACAACUUCAACAAUGGCGACAACAAAAGGAAGAACAUCUUUUACAAGACAAGGAGAAGCAAAUGAGCUUGCUCCGGGAUAAGGAAAAACGACUUCAAGCAGUUCAAGAGUACCAGAGAAGGAUUCUCCAGAAUAACAACCUGGUGACAAGUGGAAUUGACAAUGCAACUUGUUUUCCUGUUGAACCUCCCAGUUUCAACGAGAGGCUAUUGCCAAGGGGUCUUGUGGAAGUUGGACCAGUUGCUCCUGGAUUGAAUUACUCAAAGAAUGUUCUAUUAUCUCCACAACAUUUUACAGCCACAUCAGCUAAUAUGGUAAAGUCAAGCUUUUUAACUAGUAAACUAAUGCCCGUUACUUGA